Hippopotamus amphibius kiboko is the source of this 4155-nucleotide messenger RNA. RefSeq names its product TBC1 domain family member 8 (gene TBC1D8). The coding region runs from base 156 to 3587 and encodes 1143 amino acids. Lineage: Eukaryota; Metazoa; Chordata; Mammalia; Artiodactyla; Hippopotamidae. The record is from RefSeq and is a predicted model, not a curated record. The transcript is spliced from 20 exons. Gene Ontology annotation, molecular function: calcium ion binding.
GGGCGAACUGCGCCCGCCGCGCUCCCCGGACUCCCGAGCUCAGGACGCCGGCUGGCUGCGCUCCCCGCCGCCGCCGCCGCCUCCUCCCGAACGGGCUCGGCCCGGCGGCCGGGGCGAUGUGAGCCGGGGCCCGCGGGCGCGGCCAGACCGCUGAGAUGUGGCUCAAGCCCGAGGAGGUGCUGCUGAAGAACGCCCUGAAGCUCUGGGUGACUCAGAAGAGCAGCUGCUACUUCAUCCUGCAGCGGCGCCGCGGGCACGGCGAGGGGGGCGGCCGGCUCACGGGUCGCCUAGUGGGUGCCUUGGAUGCGGUGCUGGAUUCCAACGCCCGGGUGGCCCCGUUUCGAAUUCUGCUGCAGGUCCCCGGCUCCCAGGUGUAUUCUCCCAUAGCAUGUGGUGCCACGUUAGAAGAAAUAAACCAGCACUGGGACUGGCUGGAGCAGAAUCUCCUCCACACCUUGUCCGUCUUUGAUAAUAAAGACGACAUCGCCAGUUUUGUCAAAGGGAAGGUGAAGGCUCUGAUUGCUGAGGAGACGAGCAGCAGGCUAGCCGAGCAGGAGGAGGAGCCUGAGAAGUUCCGUGAGGCCUUGGUGAAGUUCGAGGCCAGGUUCAACUUCCCGGAGGCCGAGAAGCUGGUCACCUAUUACUCGUGCUGCUGCUGGAAGGGCAGAGUGCCCCGCCAAGGCUGGCUCUACCUCAGCAUCAACCACCUCUGCUUCUAUUCCUUCUUCCUGGGCAAGGAGCUUAAACUUGUAAUCCCUUGGGUUGACAUCCAGAAGUUGGAGAGGACAUCCAAUGUCUUUCUGACGGAUACCAUCCGCGUCACCAUGCAGAAUAAGGAGCGGGACUUCUCCAUGUUUCUGAACCUGGACGAGGUGUUCAAGAUCAUGGAGCAGCUGGCCGACGUGACCCUCCGAAGGCUGCUGGACAAUGAGGGCUUUGACCUGGACCCGGGUCUGCAGGAGCCCAGUCAGAUCACCAAGAGGGACCUGGAAGCCAGGGCACAGAAUGAGUUCUUUCGGGCCUUCUUCAGGCUGCCCAGGCGGGAGAAGCUGCACGCUGUCCUGGACUGUUCCCUCUGGACGCCGUUCAGCCGCUGUCACACCGCCGGGCAGAUGUUCACCUCUGACAGUUACAUCUGCUUUGCCAGCAAGGAACCCGGCUGCUGCAAAGUUAUCCUCCCACUCCGAGAGGUCGUGAGCAUCGAGAAGGUGGAGGACACGAGCCUGCUGCCGAACCCCGUCAUCGUGAGCAUCAGGAGCAAGGUGGCCUUCCAGUUCAUCGAGCUCAGGGGUCGUGACAGCCUGCUGGAGAGUCUGCUGGCGAGGCUGAAGCAGGUGCACGCCGGCCACCCCGUGCGCUAUGACACCACACGGGAUGAGGACCUGACUUCACCUGUGUUUCAUUCAACAAGCAUGUGUGGUGACCACAGGUUUGGGGGUCAUGAGAUGGUGUCUCCUCAAAAUAGCGAGGAAAGGGAGAAAGAGAGGAGCCCGCGGCUGCACCCCGAGGCCCUGGUCGCAGGUUUCCGGCAGUCGGGCAGCCAGAGCCCCGACUCGAGAUUGUCCAGAGAACAGAUCAAGAUAAGCCUGUGGAACGACCACUUCGUGGAGUACGGCCGGACUGUGUGCAUGUUCCGCACGGAGAAGAUCCGGAAGCUCGUGGCCAUGGGGAUCCCCGAGUCCUUACGUGGCAGACUCUGGCUUCUUUUCUCCGAUGCUGUCACCGACCUCGCUGCGCAUCCCGGUUACUAUGGCAACCUGGUGGAGGAGUCCAUGGGAAAGUGUUGCCUGGUGACAGAGGAGAUAGAACGGGACCUGCACCGCUCCUUACCAGAGCAUCCUGCCUUCCAAAAUGAAACGGGAAUCGCUGCUUUGAGGAGAGUCCUGACGGCCUAUGCCCACCGGAACCCGAAAAUCGGGUACUGCCAGUCCAUGAACAUCCUGACCUCCGUUCUGCUGCUGUACGCCAAGGAGGAGGAAGCCUUCUGGUUGCUGGUUGCUGUGUGUGAGCGGAUGCUGCCCGAUUAUUUCAAUCACCGAGUCAUCGGGGCCCAGGUGGACCAGUCGGUCUUCGAGGAGCUCAUCAAGGAGCAGCUCCCCGAGCUGGCGGAGCACAUGCACGACCUGUCGGCCCUGGCGUCCGUCUCCCUCUCCUGGUUCCUGACGCUCUUCCUCAGCAUCAUGCCGCUGGAGAGCGCGGUGAACGUGGUCGACUGCUUCUUCUACGAUGGCAUCAAGGCCAUCUUCCAGCUGGGGCUGGCCGUGCUGGAAGCCAAUGCCGAGGACCUGUGCGGCAGCAAGGACGACGGCCAGGCCUUGAUGGUCCUCAGCAGGUUUCUGGAUCACAUCAAGAACGAGGACAGCCCUGGACCCUCAGUUGGGAGCCACCAUGCCUUUUUCUCAGACGACCAGGAGCCGUGUCCUGUGACCGACAUUGCCGACCUGAUCCGGGACUCCUACGAGAAAUUUGGAGACCAGUCUGUGGCUCAGAUUGAGCACAUGCGCUGCAGGCACAGGAUCAGGGUCCUGCAGGGCCACGAAGACACUACGAAGCAGAACGUGCUCCGAGUCGUUAUCCCGGAAGUCUCAGUCCUUCCAGAAGACCUCGAGGAGCUCUACGAUUUAUUCAAGAGAGAACACAUGAUGAGCUGCUACUGGGAGCAGCCCAGGCCCAUGGCCCCGCGCCACGACCCCAGCAGGCCCUACGCGGAGCAGUACCGCAUAGACGCCCGGCAGUUUGCGCGCCUGUUUCAGCUCGUCUCGCCGUGGACCUGCGGGGCCCACACGGAAAUCCUCGCUGAAAGGACUUUCAGGCUCUUGGACGAAAACAUGGACCAUCUUAUCGAAUUCAAAGCAUUUGUGAGCUGUCUCGAUAUUAUGUAUAAUGGAGAAAUGAAUGAGAAAAUUAAACUGUUAUAUAGGCUUCAUAUCCCUCCAGCACUCACUGAAAAUGACCGAGACAGCCAGUCACCACUGAAGAAUCCUCUGUUGUCGACGUCAAGACCCUUGGUUUUUGGCAAGUCCAAUGGUGAUACAAUUGAUUAUCAGAAACAGCUGAAGCAGAUGAUUAAAGAUUUAGCCAAAGAGAAAGACAAAACUGAGAAAGAGUUGCCCAAAAUGAGCCAGAGAGAAUUUAUCCAGUUCUGUAAAACUUUGUAUAGUAUGUUCCAUAAAGAUCCAGAGGAGAAUGAUUUGUACCAAGCCAUCGCCACAGUAACCACUUUGCUGCUGCAGAUCGGGGAAGUGGGCCAGCAGGGCAGCAGCUCUGGAAGCUGCUCCCAGGAAGGUGGGGAGGAGCUGCAGGCUUCAGCUCCUUCUCCGGAGCAGGACUCGGUUUUUGCCGACACCGACACUGGGAAGAGUCCCCGGGAGUCCCAGGCAUUUCCUGAAGAGGCAAAAGGGGACUGGACUGUCUCCCUUGAACAUAUUUUAGCUUCACUUCUGACUGAACAGUCAUUAGUCAACUUUUUUGAAAAGCCACUGGACAUUAAAUCCAAACUUGAAAAUGCCAAGAUCAAUCAGUACAGCCUCAAAACUUGUGAAAUGAGCCGCCAAUCACAGCCUGAACUCAAGCUGAGUAGCCCAUAGAAGGACAGCGGCUGCCUUAGACCAGUCUCCAUACCAAAGCACAGACCAGGUUUGUGGGUGGUCAGCCCACAAAUCCAGGUUUGUCUAGCUCAUUGUGAGUACACUUUACAAGCUGGGCAUCUGGAUAAGCAACCUGACAGCCACAGCUGUGGCUGAGGGAACUGAUGCAACCCUCUGGGAUUUUCUAUUUAUUCUUUGAGAGAAUUCAGUUGGACACUGUCAGUGCUAGAGGGUGUCUCACAUCAGUUCCCUUGAUGCUAUGACUUCACUGUUACCAGAUUUGCUGAAAUGGGCACUUCUGCUGUGAUGCUAGUAUUUUAUUCUCAGAUGGAAUAUAAGAGUCAAAUGUAUGAUACUAACCCAGAGAUGAGACAAGCCUAAGCACUCAUUCUUCACUUGAAUGGGAGGGAGGAUCAAGUUCACUUUCAAGAUUUAAGAGCCACUAUCUGUGCAAUUGUAUUUGGCUUUUUUUGCACUAAUUUUGUUUCAAUGCUGGUAAUUGAAACCAUUUUAAUGUAUUUGGUUGUAUUCACUUUGUGUCCUUCCAAAAAAAUGUGUACAAACCAUG